AUGUAUCAACGUCUUAUUAGACGAUUGAUAUAUCGCACACACACUAGACCUGACAUCUCAUAAGCAAUUAGUCUCUUAAGUCAGUUCAUGCAUCAGCCAACGAAAUCCCAUCUUUAUGCUGCAUAUCAGGUGUUACACUACUUAAAGGGAACUCCUGGAAAAGACAUUCUCUUCAAACGUGGUGAUAAAUUAACAGUUGAGAUGUACACUGAUGCUAACUAUGCUGGUUCUCUUUUAGAUCGUCAGUCAACUUCAGGUCUUAUGAUGUUUAUGCGAGGAAAUUUGGUUACUUGGCGCAGUAAGAAACAUAAUGUGGUUGCUCGCUCAAGUCCAGAAGUAGAAUUCAGGGCACUUGUGCAUGAAAUAUGUGAACUACUUUGGGUGAAGAUUUUACUCACUAACCUAAAGAUCCCCAUUUCAUGUCCUAUGAAGCUCUAUUGUGACAAUAAAUCUGCAAUUAAUCUUGAGCACAAUCUCAUUCAACAUGGUCACACAAAGCAUAUGGAGAUAGACCGUCACUUUAUUAAGAAAAACUUGAAAUCUAAAGAAAUCUGUAUUCCCUACAUCUCCACUCAACAUCAACUAGCUGAUUUGCUGACAAAAGGUGUCUCUGCGACUCAACUAUAACAAGUGCUCUCCAAGUUGGGAAUGAAUGAUAUCUAUUCACCAGCUUGAGAGGGAGUGUUGAAAUACAGUGUAAAUACUGCGUUAGUAGUUGGGGUGAGGUGUAUCACGUGCUUCACUUAAAGAAGCACAUGAGCAUCACCUGCAUGUCUCGAGAUGUAGGGCUCUAUGUCUAGAACCUUCUCCCAUGGAUGUGUUAUAAAUAAAAAACCCAUGUUUUAAUGUAAAACAUCUUGAAUUCGUUUUCCUCAUAUGUUGUGAAUAGAAGUUCUUUUUCCUUCCACGAGGUCUGUCGUUCUUCAAGAAACAAACAAAUUAGAGGAAAUUCAACAGAUACUUCUGCAUUUGAUUUGAAAAUUUCAAAUGAUGUUUACAUCGAUCUUCAAAAAUGAUUCUCCAUGUAAACCUUUUUCAGUCGUUUAACUAUUGCAAUGGUCAUGGAAAACAAGUUCACGUUCCAAACAUGAACCCAUCACAAGCCGAGUUUGUUGCAAAUAAAUUGGAUAGAAAAAUGCGACCACUCUUAUAUUAAUUCUAUUCAGAGACAAAAGCAUAUUAUUGUAAGGACAUGAAAACCUUUUGA
Spirodela intermedia is the source of this 1207-nucleotide messenger RNA. The record is from the annotation of a GenBank genome assembly. Lineage: Eukaryota; Viridiplantae; Streptophyta; Magnoliopsida; Alismatales; Araceae.